GACGGGCAAGCUGAUGUACGUGAUGCACAACUCCGAAUAUCCCCUCAGCUGCUUCGCUCUCUUUGAAAACGGCCCCUGCCUCAUAGCGGAUGCCAACUUCGACACCCUCAUGGUGAAGCUGAAAGGCUUCUUCCAAAACGCCAAGGCGAACAAGAUAGAGAGCCGGGGCACCCGCUACCAGUACUGCGACUUCUUGGUGAAGGUGGGCACGGUGACAAUGGGGCCCAGUGCCCGUGGGAUUUCUGUGGAGGUGGAGUACGGCCCCUGCGUGAUCGCCAGCGACUGCUGGAACCUGCUCCUGGAGUUCAUGCAGAGCUUCAUGGGGAACCACGCUCCCGGCGUCCCGGCCGUGCUCGGCACCAAGCACGACAGCCUCUACGGCCCGGCGGACACGAUGGGGCAGUACAUGGAGCUGUUCAACAAGAUCCGCAAGCAGCAGCAGGUGCCCGUCGCGGGGAUCAGGUGAAAGGAAGCCCCGGAGCGCGGCUCAGAGCGACGGCAUCCCCUGCUCUGCCUGCCCCGCUGGACCAGGAGUCCCUCCAAGGAGCGGCACUGGAGGCAGCCCAAGGUUUUUU
Messenger RNA from Leptosomus discolor (cuckoo roller), 575 nucleotides. NCBI's taxonomy places the organism in Eukaryota, Metazoa, Chordata, Aves, Leptosomiformes, Leptosomidae. The record is from RefSeq and is a predicted model, not a curated record.